This is a messenger RNA of Cryptotermes secundus, 2573 nucleotides long. Its product is annotated as serine/threonine-protein kinase dyf-5. Gene Ontology annotation, molecular function: protein serine/threonine kinase activity; ATP binding. The record is from RefSeq and is a predicted model, not a curated record. The transcript has 12 exons. Bases 508 to 2367 code for a protein of 619 amino acids. Gene Ontology annotation, cellular component: cilium; cytoplasm; nucleus. NCBI's taxonomy places the organism in Eukaryota, Metazoa, Arthropoda, Insecta, Blattodea, Kalotermitidae. Gene Ontology annotation, biological process: intracellular signal transduction; protein phosphorylation; intraciliary transport.
AUUAUAUUUGUUAUGAAUGAAUGCGAGAAAUGCAUAACAGUAAUUUUAUUUGUGAUGGUAUUUGUAUAAUUAACCUAUCAAAAACUUACCGAAAAUACUUACGAAUCGCAAGAUAUAGCCUAAUAUAAAAAAAGGUCACCACGUAAUUAUGUAGGUAUAUGGUGCCAAAAUCGUUAAGGAUAAAAGUUUGGUUAAAGGUGAACAGAAGGAAAUUGAUUUCAAACAAAUACCACGAACGUUUCACUUACGUAAUUCUUUGUGGAUUGCAUAAAGUGAUAUUUUACAAUGCAUCCUCUGUAAGUUAGGUUGUAACGAAGGUACGGAAUAUUAUGAUUAAGCAUAUAUCCUGUCAGAAACCAUAUGGACGAAACUGGAAUGGAGCAACGGACCUGAAAUUCGUUAAACAUGAUGUUUCGAAGUUAUUAAGGAGAAUUCCCACUGCCUCUUCAUUUGGCAGAUGUCAGUAGUGCCAGCACAGUGGUGCUUCAGUGUGACCUACACUUAUGAAUGACUCGGGACCCGAUGAAGAUGAAUCGGUACAUCACAUUCAACCAGCUAGGAGAUGGCACAUAUGGUUCUGUUGUCCUGGGCCAGAGAGUUGAUACUGGCGAGAAAGUUGCUAUUAAAAGGAUGAAACGGAAGUAUUAUUCUUGGGAUGAAGCAAUGAACCUACGAGAAGUGAAGUCACUGAAGAAAUUAAGCCAUGCAAAUGUUGUGAAGUUGAAGGAGGUCAUUAGAGAGAAUGACACGUUGUACUUUGUGUUUGAGUACAUGAAGGAGAACCUGUAUCAGCUGAUGAAAGACAGAGAUAAACACUUCCCUGAACCUGUGAUUCGCAACAUGACAUAUCAGGUCCUUCAGGGUUUGGCUUUCAUGCAUCGUCAUGGCUUCUUUCACCGCGAUAUGAAACCAGAGAAUUUGCUGUGUAUGGGGCCAGAGCUUAUUAAAAUUGCAGACUUUGGACUUGCAAGGGAGAUCAGGUCUCGGCCGCCAUAUACCGACUAUGUGUCCACACGAUGGUAUCGUGCCCCUGAGGUCUUGCUUCACUCAACGAUGUACAGCAGUCCAAUUGAUAUGUGGGCUGUUGGUUGUAUUCUGGCUGAGCUGUACACUUUUCGUCCCCUCUUCCCUGGAAACAGCGAAAUAGAUGAAAUAUUUAAAAUAUGCUCAGUUCUUGGUACACCGGACAAGAGAGACUGGCCAGAGGGUCAUCAGCUUGCAAGUGCGAUGAAUUUUAAGUUCCCUCAGUUCUCCCCUACCCCACUUAGCUCUAUCAUCCCUAAUGCCAGUAAGGAUGCCAUUAUGUUGAUGGAGAACAUGUUGCGUUGGAAUCCAAGCAAGAGACCUACGGCUCAUCAGUCACUUAGGUAUCCAUAUUUUCAAGUGGGUCAGAAACUUGGAAAUUUGAUUCAGCAGCAAGACUCUUUGGGUAGAGCCAAGAACAGUGCCACGUUUUCUCAGAGUUUUGGCCACCAACAUCAGCCUUCUGCCCUAGUUUACACUUUCUCUCAACAAGACGGCACCGCAGGAAGGACAAAUAAAGGCAGUGCCAUAUUGUCUCAGAGUAUCGGACAGAAUCAUAACCCCAGUCACACGUACAAUUUCAAGCAGUCUGAAAAUGUUCCGUCAGGUCGUAACAAAGGUAACGGAAUCAUAUCGCAGCCUCAAAGUAUCAUUCGUCAGCAGCAGUCACUGCUAAGCCAUAGUCACAAGAAGGAUGUUCAGCCAAACAGCAAAUGGGAUGAUGUUAAUGAUGAGGAGUUUGCUGACAUUCUUGGGGGAAAAAUACUUCCUCCAGAGCCAGUGACAAAAAGCGUAAAGGAUCGGACACUCAAGGAGAAUCGGUCUGCAUGGCACGGUUUGUACCAGCGUCAGCCAUCAGCCCAAUCACGUAUAUCUCAGCAGCAGCAAACAAGAAGAAAGCUGAGUGCCAAGCAGCAUUACCUUACAGUGGCCCGGUAUGUGGCCGGUCAAAGUACAAAUAUUAAUAAUGGAAGCAAGGAGGAUGGACCUGUACAUCCUUCUGCCAAUGAACAUAUCCUGCCAUCGCGAGACUACUCACCUUCCAUGUGGAGCCAGCAAGGUAACUAUGGUGGUGGCCUUGACACAGGGGGUUCUAUGACAGCGAAGCAACGCUACCUAACUCGUUCACGGUACAUAGCAGGACAGAGCACCAAGUUACCAUUCCGCAAUUCAAAUGUAAAUGCCGUUUCAUAUGGGGCUGUCAACUUAGGUCCAGAAAUUAAAAGUCCCCAUGUAUCUAUGUCUCUUCAGUCAAGGAAACUGUUUGCAGACUCAGCCAUUCCUUCAAAGCACAGUGGCGGUGUACAUGGGAGAACUGACUGGGCUGCCAAGUAUUUAAAAUGACUGAAAGAAAUUUGUAGAAGAGACAGAAGUCUGUAAUAAUAACUGUGAUAUAAUGAAUCUUCAACAUAAGACAUGGUUGCACAAAGAUCAAACCGGACUUAGUGUGUACAGAUUCAUAUUGUGCAUGUGUUGUGUAAAUGUGUAAUAAGCCCUUCACUGUAGAUUUAGAAUAGAUGUAAUUUUAAUAAUAAAUAAAAAGAAGUAUA